AAUCGGGGCGCGGGUCACGGCGCAGGCGCGCUGGGGAGGGAGGGCUAUGCUAAUGUUGUUGAUAUCCUGGGGCCACCUGAGUUAAAGGGGGGAAAUCCGGGGGCUGCCGCAGCUGCCACCGGUCUGAGCCCAGCCGGGGGCGCCUAUAGUCGCCGCAGUCCCGGGGAGAGGCGCCUGCCCCCCUCUCAGGGAGGGGGCGCUGCGGGCUCGGGUAGCACGGACAUCCCCUACCCAUGAGGCCCUGAUGGAAAACACAAAGGAUCUGAGUCGGAAGAAACAUUAGAGGUCACCCACCCCACGCAGCCGUCCCCUCUGCAGCCUCUGACAAGUGCUUUUCAGGUUCAUAUUAAAGGAGUCCUAACUUUCUUCUGAAGAACUGAAAGUCCAUUCAUGUGAACUAUUUUAUUUUAUCAUACAUCCUUCCUGUGUGACAGAACAUUCUUCACGAUCUGAGAGGAGGAGAAGAGACGUGUUCGGGAUGUUCGACGGCUAUGAUAGCUGCAGUGAGGACACGAGUAGCAGCUCCAGCUCUGAAGAGAGUGAAGAAGAAGUUGCCCCUUUACCCUCCAGCCUCCCGAUCAUCAAGAACAAUGGACAGGUGUACACAUACCCAGAUGGCAAGUCUGGCAUGGCCACCUGCGAGAUGUGUGGGAUGGUCGGUGUGCGAGAUGCCUUUUACUCUAAAACAAAACGUUUCUGCAGUGUCUCGUGUUCACGAAGUUACUCGUCUAACUCCAAGAAGGCAAGCAUUUUGGCCAGACUUCAGGUAACGGGUAAGCCUCCAACAAAGAAAGCGAAAGUUCUUCAGAAACAACCUUUAGUUGCUAAACUAGCUGCCUACGCUCAGUAUCAAGCUACCUUACAAAAUCAAGCAAAGACGAAAGCAGCAGUCUCCAUGGAAGGGUUCAGCUGGGGUAACUACAUCAAUAGCAAUAGCUUUCUAGCAGCUCCAGUUACCUGUUUUAAACAUGCACCAAUGGGGACCUGCUGGGGUGACAUCUCAGAGCAUGUGAGAGUGGAAGUUCCCAACACAGACUGCAGCCUGCCUACCAAGGUCUUCUGGAUUGCUGGGAUUAUAAAGUUAGCAGGUUACAACGCUCUCUUAAGAUAUGAAGGAUUUGAAAAUGACUCUGGUCUGGACUUCUGGUGCAAUAUAUGUGGUUCGGAUAUCCAUCCAGUUGGGUGGUGUGCAGCCAGUGGGAAACCUCUUGUUCCUCCUAGAACUAUUCAGCAUAAAUAUACAAACUGGAAAGCUUUUCUAGUAAAAAGACUUACUGGUGCCAAAACACUUCCUCCUGACUUCUCACAAAAGGUUUCAGAGAGUAUGCAGUAUCCUUUCAAGCCUUGCAUGAGAGUAGAAGUGGUUGACAAGAGACAUCUGUGUCGAACACGAGUAGCAGUGGUGGAAAGUGUCAUCGGAGGGAGAUUGAGACUGGUGUAUGAAGAGAGCGAAGACAGGACAGACGACUUCUGGUGCCAUAUGCAUAGCCCCUUAAUCCACCACAUUGGCUGGUCUCGAAGCAUAGGCCAUCGAUUCAAAAGAUCUGAUAUUACAAAGAAACAGGAUGGACAUUUUGAUACACCACCACAUUUAUUUGCUAAGGUAAAAGAAGUAGACCAGAGUGGAGAAUGGUUCAAGGAAAGAAUGAAAUUGGAGGCUAUAGACCCAUUAAAUCUUUCCACAAUAUGUGUCGCGACCAUUAGAAAGGUGCUGGCUGAUGGAUACCUGAUGAUCGGGAUCGAUGGCUCGGAAGCAGCAGACGGAUCUGACUGGUUCUGUUACCACGCAACCUCCCCUUCCAUUUUCCCCGUUGGUUUCUGUGAAAUUAACAUGAUCGAACUUACCCCGCCCAGAGGUUACACAAAACUUCCUUUUAAAUGGUUUGACUACCUCAGGGAAUCUGGCUCCAUUGCAGCACCAGUAAAACUGUUUAAUAAGGAUGUUCCAAAUCACGGAUUUCGUGUAGGAAUGAAAUUAGAAGCAGUAGACCUCAUGGAGCCACGUUUAAUAUGUGUAGCCACGGUAACGCGAAUUAUUCAUCGUCUCUUGAGGAUCCAUUUUGAUGGAUGGGAAGAAGAGUAUGAUCAGUGGGUAGACUGUGAGUCCCCUGACCUCUAUCCUGUCGGGUGGUGUCAGUUAACUGGAUACCAGCUGCAGCCUCCAGCAUCACAGUCAUCAAGAGAAAGCCAAUCAGCUUCAUCAAAGCAGAAGAAAAAGGCUAAGUCCCAGCAAUACAAAGGACAUAAGAAAAAGAGGAAGAUGCCAGUUGGGAAGAAGCCUGUCAGUUUGUCGAGCCUGCCCAUGACAGGUGGGGUGCGGAGGAGCUUCUCUGGGGACGAAGAGUUGACUCCUCCAUACCGAGCCCUGCCGGCACAGACAGCCCCAGAGGCCUUCCCGCCUCCCAGCACUAGCCGAGAGUUCAGGCCCAGCCUCAAAACAGGUAACGAGUCGCCCGGCACCGCAGGUACUGCACAGGGUCCAUGCUGGGCAGGGUGGCGGGCACAGGGCGCACUCUGCUGUGACAGAUGCCGACUCAUUCUAUUUCUCCUCCUUCUCUUCCUAAAUUCAUUCUCACUGGGCCUCGGUAGUCAUUUCACUGAGACAGGUCAUCAGGGGAGCAGUUGAUGGAGUUGCACGGGGCAGCUUGCAGUAUUUCAUGAUUCAUUCAAAUUCCUGACCAUUGUGCAUCGCAGUUUGGCGCAGCCUUACAGGGACAGCUGUGUGGAGGCCUUGGUCCCCGGAUCAGACCCUGACCAGAGGCUUGGUUCCUGACAUUGCUCAGUGUCCCACACGCAGCCAGGGUGUGGUGUCAGCUCUGUGUUCAUAUAGGUUUUGGUGGUAACAUUUACCAUGAUUGUAGCUGAAUAAUCCAGGUGGAGAAGGACAAUAUCUGGAUAAUCUUGGUGUUGAAUUUAGGUGACUUAUUUCUAUAUUUUGCACACUUUCGUGUUUGUAUAUAUAUAGUGAUGCAUGAUAUAAACGACAUUUAAUUGGUUAGGCCAGGGCAGAAGGUUUUUACCCUUUGUGUGUGGCGUUACCUUUUUCUGAGGGGUCAGAAAAGCUUCCCAUCCCUAUGCCGACCAUUGGGCCUGGGUCCAGAUCACAGAGCUGCAAAGCCAAAGUUGUAUCUGCCGGGCAUGUCUGCUUCCUUGUCCCAGCUGCUGAUUUUAAACUACAUUGUGUCAUCUGGCCAGCAUUCUUUAAAAUGUCUUCUGUAUGUUGAAAAUCUAGAGGGAACUUCGUGCCUAGCUGUUUCCUUCUCUGCUGUUUGCUAAUAUUUUGUCACCUGAAGUUACUGACCUCUUUUUUGGGGGGGCGGCGUUUUCAGAGGACAUACUCUUUAGCUUUUGACAUCUGUCACAGUGUGUUAGGGCCAUCUGGCUCCUUCCCGCUCUGUUUUUCUGAUGUCCUUAUAUCCAGAGGAAAUCACAGUGUUUGUUUUACAUGACAAACUGCUUGGGACUGGGAUUACCAAGUUACCUGCCUUUUAGUGGAAAACCCUCAAAGUCUAACUGAAGAGCAUUCUAGCUUCUGGUUUCUGUUUAAUUUUUUUCAUCCGGGUAUUUAUGAAGCAGUCAUCUUUCACCUUUUUAAGUAUGGAUACUAUGAGUUCUGAAUGUUUGAACUUUUGUUGGAUUUUGGAAGUGCAUUUUUGUUAAACAUUAAUUUCGGAGGCGUGUAUCGUGCUUUGUGAGAGGUUCUGAUUCAUGUGAAGCAGAACUUGAUUUCAGAGGUUGGCAGAACCCCCGAGAACCCACAGCGCCUCCUUGCGGGACUUGCUUCUCUCAGGUCCUGUCGCGUCCCCUGCUGGAUGGAAUGAGGUGGGAUUUCACGCUGGUGAAACCACCCAGGGACCGCUUUGCCACCUGAAGGAUCUGAAAGCUACAGUGCUGGGGUUUAGCUGUUCUUCAUUAUUAAUGGACUGUGUAGUUGGGAAAAUGUCGUUUCGGUUAGUUUAUCUCCUGAAGUGUUAGUGCUUAGUGUCAUUAAGUGACUUCCUUUUUAGGACAGAGCUCAGAAAAUGCCUUUGUGUAGAGAGGGAGCUGCAGCCAGAGGCUCUGUUGUGUUUCAUCCAUCAUUCACAGAGGAUGAGGCCUGGGGAGAAAGGGUUGGUGGGAACAUCCUGGACAAGCCUUAUCUCAGAGUCCAUGGGAACACUGAAACUGCAUGAAAACAUUGCACAUCUGAGUGAAUGUUUCACCUGUAUCUUGAGCGAUCUUUCAAGCACAUCAUUUCCAUAUUUUAACAUGGUUAGAAGCCUAGUCCAGAAGUGUGUCGUCAGCGAUAAAUGCACAAAGCUUCAGGGUGUGCCUUAGAAACUCGGCCUCUCUCUCUGCUAAGACCCCGUUUGAAUGGCACAUGCUUGACUGGAAGCAGAGUGAUUCCCAUUCAUUGAGCCAUCUGAUCAUCCUAACGGGACACGGUUCAACCAACCUUUUAUUGUGGGUACUGCACCUUUAAUGAAACAGGGGCUUUGUUUCCAUGUGUUUAUUGUAGUGCUGGCGUUAAAAUGAUCUUAAUGCUUAAUGCAUGUUGUCUAGAUUAGAAGGAUAACUUAUACAUUUGAUACUGUUCACUGUAACAGCAUUGUUAACUAUAUUAAUUUUUUUUGUUUUCGUUUUUGGUACUGGGGAUCGAACUCGGGUCCUUGCACUUGUAAGGCAGGUGGCAGAACCACUGAGCUAAAUCCCCUAUGUUAAUUUUUUUUUUUAAACUGCACAAUUUUGCUUUACCUUUCAACAGUCUGAUUAGUUUUUUGUUUUACUGUUUUUAUAUAUGGAGUAUAUUUGCUUUUCUGUCUUUGCACUGUUAAAUUUUCCUCUGCCAAUGCCCAAACUGGUAGCACAAUAAGAUGAAAUUGUCCUUUCUCAAGAGAUUAUCAUAAUAUGAGAGAAGACAGACGAUGUUUUUUUUAAAGUAAUCUGUUGGGCUAGGGAAUAGCUUAGUGGUAGAGCUCUUGCCUGACAUAGCCAAGACCCCGGAUUUGAUCCCUAGCACCACCAAGAAAGAAAAAGCGAGAAAUGAGGCAUUUUUCUGUGACUACUGUUGGGUUUUAAAAGUUGUAAUCACUAAUUAUUGUUCCACAUAGUGCUAUUACUUUUUGAAAAACUUAAAUACCUACUACCCAGGUACAAUUUGAGUCCUAAUUCACCUCGGAAAUAAUUUUUUUUUUUUCAGUGUGGACAGAUCCCAAUUUAUGUCCCACAUGGUCUUCUUAGCCCGUUCCAGGUCCCCUGACAGAUGCCAGAAAGCCCAGAGAGUACCGAACUGUACACACAGAUACCACUUUCCUCCUCCACAUAUAUACCCACGUUCAAAUUUGAUUUAUACAUUGAGCGCAUUAAGAGAUUUUUUUAAAAAAUAAAAGAGAGGGCCGGGGAUUUAGCUCAGUGGUGCCGCUGCCUGCCUUGCAAGCGCAAGGUCCCGAGUUCAAUCCCCGGUACCAAAAAUAAAAAUAAAAGAGAUGAGCAAAAAAAAGCCAGGCAUGGGGGUGUAUACUUGGGCUUGGGGGUAGGAGGACACCAAGAGUUCAAGGAAAUCCUGAACUACGUCAUGAGUUCAAGGCCAGCCUGGAGUACACAGCCAGACCCUGUCUCAAAAAAAAAAAGAGAUUAAUGACAAAAAAUACUUCCAAUUUCGAUCCCUGGUACCAAAAAAAAAAAAAAAUACUUUCAACUACAAUUGAUCGCAGAAAACUGAAAGUGGAGCCAGUAACCAGGGAGGACUAGAGUUUUUGUUGUUGUGGUUCGUUGGUUUGUGUGUUUGUUUUUGGUACCAGGGGUCGAACUCAGGUCCUUGCGCUUGUGAGGCAGGCAAGGACUAGAGUUUUUAAUGGAAAAUACAUAAUAAAAACAAAAAAGUUUACCUUUUGUUUGGAGCCAGAUGCCCGCAGGGAGGCAGGCUGCGCUCCUUCAGGAGUGCUUUUCAGAUUUGUGUCAGAUCUCUCCUUUGAAAUAGUCACUCAGACUUUAAAAGAAAACCAGACUGUAGCACUUCCCCCUCCCCUCCAACUCUGGACCUUGCACUUUCGAGGCAGGGGAUGGAACCACUGAGCUAAAUCCUGGGCCCUGUAGCUCAGUGUAGAGCGCUUUUCUGCCAGGCAGAAGUCCUGGUUCCUGUCUCCAGCACACAGAUCCUUGAAGCAGCGGAGGCCGGAGGCCGAAGCGCAGUUCAGCAAGCUGUGUAAAGCUCGGGGGAGGCUUGGCUCUGCUCCCUGGGGCUAGGUGGCCCUGGGUGCAGGAACACAGAAGGUCACCUCUCUUGCUCUGUAUAGAUCUGAAGCUUCACCAGCUCAGCUGUGGUUGGACACUGACUUUAAGAAAUCCGAACACACGUUGGUGGCUGUUGACAUUAGGCCAAUACCUGGGUGAGAUCAUUUUCAUUAAAAGAAGAGAAUAGGGAGUACCUUUUGAGGGAGAAGCCCUAUGCUCAGGCCUGGAGCAGGGCCGGCUGAGGGCGCUGAGGAGUCAGGCUGUGGGGAACCCCAAGUUGAAAGGGGAUAAAAAUCUCAGGCAUGGCCUAAGAUCACUUUGGGGCCUGGCAAAAUGAAACUUUUUUAAAAAAAAAUUUUUCAGAUAGGGUCUCACUGUAUAGUUCAGGCUGGCCCCUGCCUACACCUCCUAAACAGCUGGGCUGAUCUUUGCUCCCAGAGUCCUGGCCAGCACGACCCCUGUUCCCAGGAUGCAGCCCUUCGGAAGCAGUUCUACGCAGAACAGAGACGCUGAAGUGAAGGGCUGCUGGGCUGUGGGCUCGUGUAGGCAGUGAGCGCUGCUGUCAGCGAUCUCACGGGGAAAGUGAGCAACUUUGGUUUUGUAGAGAGGUUUUGUGUUUUGGUUGUUUUCUGGUUUGGGGGUUUUUGUGUUUGCUGUGGUACUAGGAAUUGAACCCAGGAUCUUGCAUAUGCUGGUCAAGUGCUCUACCUACCACUAAGCUACAUCUGCGGCCCUUGCACUGAUGAUUUUCACAUUUCCAUUGUCAGUACAUUUUUAUUUGAACUAGAGUAACUUCCCAAGUUCCCCAUAAUUUUAGUUCCACUAUGGGACUUUAUUUAAUGUCAGGGGUUUUUUGUUGUUGUUGCUUUUUUGUUUUAUUUUGUUUUUGAGACAAGGUCUCGCUAGGUAGUUCAGGCUGGUCUUGAACUCACUGUGUAUUCCAGGCUGGCCUCAAACUCUUGGUAGUCCUCCCGCCUCAGCCUCCCAAAUUCUGGGAUUACAGGUGUGCACCACCGCACCCGGCUGUCAGUUUUAUUUUUAUAAAUUUAUAUGUGUAUAAUUUAUAUUACCAAUGCUGUUUUAUAUGAUUUAUAAUGUUACACCUGAUAUGAGGCUCAUAUCCUUGUUUCUUCAGGGAGUCUUUACUGUCUGGGCUGGGGUGUGGUUCAGUGGUCCUAGGGUAUUUUCCUUCCUUGAGUGAGACCCUGGGUUCACUCCCUACCUGUGUAAAAUCAAUGAAGGUGUUCUUUGGGAAUAAAGUUAUAUUAUUAAAGUCAUAUUUACUGUUGUUACUUAUUAAGCACUGUACUUUGGAAGCAUGCAGGAAUAUGUCAUUCUUUCUAUAGACAUUGACAUAAAAGUGAAUGCUUAAUCAUAAGAAAAAUUGUAAUGAAUACAGUCGAGUUAGUGAGCACCAUUAUGAGAAGAUUCUGUUGAAGGCAUCCACUGUGCAGUGUCCCAUAUGUCAUGUUGUUCCUUUGCAGAGCCUUCCUUCAUGGUCAGUGUAUUUGAAAAUUAAAGUGAGCUCUGGAGUUACAGCGCAGGGGCAGAGCACUUGCCCAGCUUGCAUGAGGCCCUGGGUUCAGUCUUCAGCACCACAAAAAGAAAAAAAUUGAGCGCUUAUACUUCUGGAGUUUUUUUGUUUUGUUUUUUGCAGUCAAACCCCAGGCCUCGGCGCAUUUGCAGAAGCCACCCCUGAGCUUCCUCCCAGCUUCCCAGGGUUAAUUUUAAGAGUGAGAGAGAACUUGGAGAGGUCUUACUAACUGUGAGGCCGUGUGGGUGUGCAGAGGCUUGGUAACCGCGGUGCAUCUCUCUCUUUCUCUCUCUCUCUCUCUCUCUCUCUCUCUCACAGUGACCACGUUGCAGCUGAAGGAGGAGCUGCUGGAUGGGGAGGAUUAUAACUUCCUCCAGGGAGCGUCUGAUCAGGAAAGCAAUGGCUCUGCCAACUUCUACAUCAAACAAGAGCCCUGAGCCGGCUCAGAAACUGAGGGCGGGAGGGGAAGAAUUUUACACAGAACUGAUUUAUAAUCGAUCCAGCUGUACAGCGGGCUAUUCUACUGGGACAUUUUGCUAAACAGAAAAUUUCAGUUCCGGAUUUUUCAGGUGGGUGGGGAAACUAUUUUAGUCGGGGGGGUAGGGGAAAUUUUUCAAUUUAUAAAGAUGGACAAUUUUUGUGUUGUAUUUGAAGCUUUUGAAAGAAUUUUGUAAUAUUUUCCAAGUUUGGAUUUAUGUGCAUUGUUAACAAGAACUGAAAUUCUAACUUUUUGGUAAGAUUAAAGUUUAGGUAGCAGGAUUGAAGGAAAUGAUUUAAGGAGGAUGUAAUUGUAAAUGCAAAUGAACUGUCAUACAAAUGAACCUUUUUGGUACCUGUUGGGAGACUUUUGGAUUUUAGAAGUUAGGCCAGUCACAUCUCCGGCUUCCUCUGCUGCAGAAAUAUGCAACUGAGGCCCUUGCGGAGGGCCCGGCUCCACACAGACCACGGAAGGGCAUUCGCUCUGCUCGCUGGCGUUUCACUGCAGCCCAUUUUAAAUGUUUGUACAGAAAUGUUUUUCAUUCUGUGAAAAUUUAUUUGGAGUUCUGUAUGAAACUGGAAGAACUCUGGAUACUUUAUAUGUUCUCUUUUCAGUCAGAAAUGAUCCUAACACUAAAGUGUUAAACUGGAAUGGUUGGCAAGAUAUACAGGAUCUCAAUCUCCAUGUUGCGGGGUUGGGAACAUGCAAUAUUGUCCUAAGUUUAUUUUAUUUUCCUUGCUAAAAUACAAUAGCCCCCGGAAGGGAUUCUGAUCAGUUCUCAGCCAUUUCGUCCCAUCCCAUGAGAUAGAAACUGGGUACAACCACACCCCAAAACAGAUGUUUUGUGUCACCAAGAGAAUCAAAGUCAGUUACUCAGAGCCAAACAACUUCAGAUUACAAAAUCAUUCCAGCUCCACUUCUAGCUGUCCUGGAUUUGUUAGAAAACUAAAUUGAAAGAGGACUUAAUUUUCUGAAAAAUUCCACAUACAGAGUAUGAAUUGUCUUUAACUGUCACCAGAAUCUCUUUUUAACAGUAAUAAUUGAUUUGGACCAUUCCAAACAUUCCCUAUUUUAAAAUUCACAUGGCUUCCUUCAAAAAUAGGAUCCAAGGGUAAAUUGGUGAAAGGUUUGCUCUCUGUCUUCUAGCUGUCUACCGCGCUGUGACUGAGAGCUCUAGCGUUUACCAGUGAGGUUCAUAACUAAACUCUCAGGAAUUCACUCAUCUGUUGUAGAAGUGCUUCUGGGUCUUAGCCUGGCCUCCUCCGUUUGCUAACUGUGGCCAUCUCUGGAAUAUAGGCAGGGCAGACUAGGAAUUAAUCAAAAUGAUUAACCUUGACAGUCCUUCCGCCUAUGGAAUGCUUUAAACACUAGAAAGCCCCAGGAGAACAUUUUAGGUAAGAUUUUUGUUUGAAUUUUAAAAUGCAUAGAACGUUAAAAACCAGCAAUUUAUUUUCUAAAAUACUGCUCUACUUUUGGGAAUAAUAGCAUUGGUAAUACGCACAGGUUUACCUCAUUCUAUGCAAGAGGGGUUCAUAACAUAAGGUUUUGUAGCAGCUACUGGAAGUAAAUCGUGUUACUUUAUAGUGUAAGAAUGUAUGGAAUCGCAUGUCACCAUUUCUUAACACUGACUCUUUUCGAGGGCAGAAAUGCAGAUCCCAUCAACGCAAGUUGAUUCUCUGUCAAAUAUAUGUGACUUCAGCUGUAAAAUUACUGGAUAUUUAUCUUCAACAACAUUGCUGAGAGGGACCUACUGUAAAUGUGACGUCCUCGCGCUUCCCAGAUCUUUAGGCCGAGAAGGUUCCAGGCAGAGGGGCAGCGGUCUUUCUUCUCAGGCUCCACGGAUCACACCUAGCUCCCCGCUCCCCCGCUUCUGGGCGCGGCCGGCCAGUGAGCACUGUGUUCUACCUGCACCUUGGGGAUCGGGGCUCUCAGGGGAACCCCAUAAGCCAGGAGGGCUGGGAUUUGGAGCCAGCCAGCCCUGGUAAUUAGCUCUGUGAAAUGCUCAUUUGUAGCCGUGUUUCAUAAGCUUCCAGUUCCACAGCAAAGCCAGGCUCCGAGCGAGCAAGUGAGAGUGAUCCGACCCACCUGCUCCAGCAAGUUCGCUUGCUCGGCCCCUGACCCUGGCUGGCAGGCUGCUGAGGAGGACCCUGCCGGCCCCUCUGCCCACAACCUCGAGCGGAAGUGAAGGCGGCCCUGCCCAGGGCUCUGUCUUAGCCAUAACUCCGACCUACAGCUCUGUAGCCCCUUCCUCUCUUACGGUUCAAAACGUACUGCUGACCUUGGGUUUGUUUUUUGUUAUUUGUUUUCCUGUUAGGAUUACUUGGGGACUUUGGUAGUUUAAAUUCUCUAACCUUUUCCUUGCUGUGUAUGAGGAUAAAGCUAAAGCUGUUAUCAACUUCUUAUUCUACGGAUACUAACACGGGUUUUCAGUGUUUGUUUUAUUAAUUUUGCGUGAUGUGAAUACCCUUUCCCAUCAAUAUUUGUAUUAUGGUGCUAUAUAUUUGGUAAUGAUCCUUUAAUAUUGGGAAGGGAUUUUAAAAAUACUGUGAUUAAACUGGGUUUCUUCCUUUGAUUUUCAUAUUUUAAAUAAAGCCACAGUCAUUUAUACAAAGGAUUAGUAUCUGUCCCUGGGCAUAUCUUUUGAGGACAGAGGUCAAAGUAAACUGCAUAAGGUUUUUACAUCAUUUCUGUAUGUAUUUGAUAUAUAGAUAAUAUCUGUACAAAUUUAAUCUUUUAUUUUCUGGUAACGUGAUCAUUGAGAAAGUGUUUGAAACUUUCUCAUGAAGUGUAUAUAAUGGCGUGAAAAAUUCCUUCAGAGAAAUUUAUGUUCCUUUCAUUUUUACCAAAUUGCAAAUUUUCAGCAUGGAUGUGAAAAGCAUUAAAAUUAUAACUUUGUGUACAAGAUGAAAAUAAUUCACUAAAUUUGCCCUUUUUUACACAAAAUAAAAUGAAAGUUAAGCCGUA
This is a messenger RNA of Heterocephalus glaber (naked mole-rat), 11189 nucleotides long. RefSeq names its product mbt domain containing 1 (gene Mbtd1). Gene Ontology annotation, biological process: negative regulation of DNA-templated transcription. The record is from RefSeq and is a predicted model, not a curated record. Gene Ontology annotation, cellular component: nucleus. NCBI's taxonomy places the organism in Eukaryota, Metazoa, Chordata, Mammalia, Rodentia, Bathyergidae. Gene Ontology annotation, molecular function: chromatin binding; zinc ion binding.